Phaedon cochleariae (mustard beetle) is the source of this 2210-nucleotide messenger RNA. The record is from the annotation of a GenBank genome assembly. Lineage: Eukaryota; Metazoa; Arthropoda; Insecta; Coleoptera; Chrysomelidae.
CGACUGACACAUCGAAUCGUCACCCAUCACAAAUGACUUAUCCAUUGUCCGAAUAACCCUACAACACCCCUCUCAAAUUUUCGUGCAAAAUCCCCAAAAUGUCCCAAAACAGAUUUGGCUUUCAACGGCCCACCAACGUCACAGCAUCCACCUCAAGAACAUACAGAAUCCCUGGCACCAAUCUCACCAAGACAGAAACCCACACAACAGUGACAGAGGUGAAACAAUGUCCCUUUAAUCCACCUGAAUCCGGACCUUCGGGAUUGCCGCAGCCCCGAGGAAUUCCCCAAAGGUCUAUGCCAGGACCAGGAAGACAAGGACCGAUACCUGGACCUGGAUCACAACCUCCAAGGGCCCUUCCCCAACCCGUGCAAUCUGGAAUACCAGCACGCGGUUUACCUAGACCUGCUGCGGGUCGAUCAAUACCCGCCCCUAGACAAUUGCCUCAGCCCGCACCAGUGGGUGGUUUACAGCCUCCAAGAGCUAUUGCCAGACCGUCAGCUCAAGGUAUACCGCAGUCCAGACUUCCUCCAGCACCUGCGGGACCUCCCCAAGCAAGACUUCUUCCGCCUCCUCAGCAGGAGAUAGCGUAUAGAACUCCUGAAAAUGUCCAAAUUCCACGUGAGCCGGCGCCUCAAAGGGUAGAAAGGCAGAGACAAAUCAGACCACCGAUGCCUUCUAGGCCUCAUGGUAUAGCUGGAGGUGUUAGGGAAUCUAAGUUGGCCAGGCCUAGCAUUCCAGUUAGACCACAAAAACCGUCACAGAGCCAGAAUGAGCAGCGUGUACGCGAAAAUCUACAAAAUAUUGCAGCUGGGAAACCCGAAGGGAAGGUAUCUGCCAAAGGUAAAACAAUAUCCAGGCUCCGGCCCCCAUCGAUACAAACCCCCAUGGGUCCAGAGCCAGUCCUGCAGAAAGCAGUCUUCGAACAACGCGUCGAACGAGACACAAGAGGCGAAAGGAUAGUGGAAAACCUCGUGGUCGCCGAUUUGGACGAAGCCACCGGCCAAAUGCAGCAAAUAGAGCUGGGCGUCCAACAGCUGGACCCCUCUCAUCCCAUGGACGAAGGCAGGGAAGUCGUAGGAGUGACCAGCACAGUAUCCGUCACCGCCUCCUACACCACAGUGGAGAAGGAAGCUCUCAGGACGAUAACGCAGCCUCUGGACACCGGAGCGGGCUUGGAUCCUGCCAUGGUGGCCCAACUGGUGGAGCAAGAGAAGGAAGACGUGGAGAAUACCUUGAAGAUGAUCCCACCAGACCUCGACCUGACUCCGGGCAGACACGAGCUCAAAUCCCGGCUGCAGCAGAUGAGGCUCAACUCCGAAUCCAUGGCGCUAUUGGAGCAGUCGAUCAUCCAGCCAGAGCCCACAGCUGAUGAGGCUCAGACCGACCCAUCUCCCGAAGCCAUGGCCACCGUGAUGCACACAGUAGAAACGGGAGUUACCCCCCAAGCGGAUCCCGAUGAGGUUUUCCACUCGUUGUUUGCCGAAACCACCAACGAGCACUUCAUCAAACUUAGCUCGGUCACUCCAGGGCCGCUGCAGGACGUGGUGGUGCCUACGGAAGAGGUGCCCAAGGACGUCCACACGGAAAUAGUGUCUGCGGAGAUGGGACAGCUAGCCGAUCGCUUGGAAGGUAUCUCCGAGGCGGAAUACAUCCCCCACACGGACAUAUUCGCUCAGGUGAUGGAAGACGCUAAGAAGAGUCCCAGCAAGGGCAAGAACAAGCCCAAAGCCUUUCCCAUGAUCGUCAACGAGAGAUCUCUUUGGGUGAACGCCAACCUGGAGCACUUGGUCAACGUCAUCGGAGCCGAACCGGCGGAUGUGCUGGACCCCUACGACUUGGACGCUCUGGAUAGGUCUGGAGAGUUGGAGAAGGAGAUGGCACACGGGAUGGAGUACAUUGUGGACAGCGAUCCGGUGCAGUACGCGAGCAGGGUGCAGCUGAGGGGUACGCAGCUGCCCAGCUACUUCCCUGGGUACUUGGUGGCAUUGCCCGAGUUUGCUGAGACCGUUAGGAUUGCCAGGUCGCCCGAUGAAGUGUUCGCUUCGGCUUGGAAGUCUGCGCAGCCGAAGUACUUCGCGGAAGAGUCCAUGCACUCCACUAUAUUCUAGAGUCUCAUUUCUUAUAUGCUGGUAUUAUUAUUCUGGUUGUACUAUUGAUAAAUGGUGAAUGAAUAUUUCAGAUUUAAGAAAUAAAAGUUGACAAAACAA